AAUGGGUGGUACUACGCACGCGCGGUGACGUAAGGGAGAGCGACGCGCGUGUGGCAUUGGGAACUGGGAGCGUUGGGCAUGCGCUGUAGAUAGGCGUGGCGAGAGCGAGACCUUGAGCCUAGAGACAGAAGACAGCGGCUUUACGGUUAUAAAGAACUUUUAUAAGUUCACAUUUGAGACGUACAUAAUUUAUGAUCUAAUCUUCAUAUAAGGAAUCUGCGGUCAUGUCCAGCUGUUCUGUACCUUCUAGACCCACAGACCCAAUGGCUGUCCCACCGUCCUACUGUGACCUGGGGAAAUCCGCCAGGGAUGUAUUCAACAAAGGAUAUGGAUUUGGAAUGGUCAAGUUAGAGCUGAAGACCAAGUCUUCCAGUGGAGUGCUGGAAUUUACCACCACUGGUUCCUCCAACACAGACACAGGCAAGGCCUCAGGCAGCCUAGAGACCAAAUACAAGAUCAAGGACUAUGGACUUACAUUCACCCAGAAAUGGAACACAGACAACACCCUGGGGACAGAGGUGUCCAUGGAGGAUAAGUUAGCUGAGGGAUUGAAGUUGACUCUUGACACCAUAUUUGUACCAAACACAGGAAAGAAGAGUGGGAAAUUGAAGACCUCUUACAAACGGGAGUACGUAAACCUAGGCUGCAACAUUGACGUUGACCUUUCUGGACCAACCAUCCAUGGCUGGGCUGUGUUGGGCUAUGAAGGCUGGCUUGCUGGUUAUCAGAUGGCUUUUGAUACAGCCAAGUCUAAACUAUCACAGAAUAACUUUGCAUUAGGAUACAAGGCAGGAGACUUCCAACUACACACUAAUGUGAAUGAUGGCACUGAAUUUGGUGGGUCAAUCUAUCAGAAGGUUAACGAUAAAGUUGAGACAUCAGUAAAUCUUGCUUGGACUGCUGGCAGUAACAAUACCCGUUUUGGCAUUGCCACUAAGUAUCAGCUGGAUGAAAAUACUUCCAUUGCGGCUAAAGUGAAUAAUGCCAGUCUGAUUGGAAUUGGUUACACUCAGACCCUUCGACCUGGUGUGAAGCUGACACUCUCAGGUUUGGUUGAUGGCAAGAACUUCAGUGCUGGUGGUCACAAGGUUGGGCUGGGCUUUGAGCUGGAGGCUUAAUGCAGUUUUAAGUGGAACAGCAGCUCUGUUCCUGGAGAUGAAGGGGAGGGGAGAAAAAUAACCCAACAUGUUUUGGCCUUAAAAUUCUUCUGUGAAAUUUCAAAAGUGUGAACUUUUUUUAUUCUUCCCAAGAAUUGUAACUCUUCCCCCACCCCACAGCUAUAGGGUGUAAACUCAUAAAAGGAGAUACUUGAAGGCAUGCAUGGAAGUUGUAAAGGUUGUGCCACAUUUCAGUUCCUCAGUGUUAUUUUAAAUUUAUUCCUUAAGACAGCAUAGUAUUUCCUUAAAGGAAAAAAUCCCAGCUCUCCCAGCUAGCAUAUCACAUCCUGCAUGUCCACACCUGAUGACCUCUUAUGAAAUUGGUCUCUGUGCAGUAGUGAAAGCUUUGGUUUCGCAUCAAAGUGAAAUAAAUCAAUCACAUUUGGAACAUAUCCCUUCUGCGUGUUCAAGAUUGCUUUAGAUUUGGCAGGAUCUGUUAAAAAAUGCAACUAAAAUAGGUAACCUGUUUUUUUAAACAUGCUUGGUGCUGGUUUUCAGGGACAAAACUGAAUCCCAUGGAGCAGUAAAGAUUCAGGAAGAAUGAA
This is a messenger RNA of Chrysemys picta bellii (western painted turtle), 1702 nucleotides long. The record is from RefSeq and is a predicted model, not a curated record. NCBI's taxonomy places the organism in Eukaryota, Metazoa, Chordata, Testudines, Emydidae.